CUCACAAGGGCUAAUGUUGGCUCGACAUGACUUAUUGCAUUUAACUUCUUUCUAAAUAGUGUGCGGCAUCGUUGGUGGCAAUGAGUUCAGCAAAGCCUUACAUUGGCUGUAAAAUUGGUCUAAUUUCCAAAGCUCAAAAUCGUUAUGAGGGUAUUUUGUAUACUAUUGAUACAGUGAACUCCACAGUAGUGCUGGCUAAAGUUAAGUGUUUUGGAACGGAGGGACGACCUACUGAUAGGCCAACACCAGCCAAGGAUGACAUCUUCGAGUACAUCACUUUCCGGGGAAGUGAUAUCAAAGACAUCACACUGUGUGAAGCUCCGAGAUCUCACCAUGGCCUGCCUCACGAUCCAGCAAUAGUGCAGUCAUCCAGUGCAGGCUCCUCAGCCCUCUAUUCAGCCCAGGCACCAUUCAGUCCACUAAAGAUGCCAUCCUACAACCAGCUUGCUGCAAGCUCCCUCCUCAAUCAACAGUAUGCUGCAGCUCUUGGUCUUGGCACUGUACUUCAAGGCCCGCAGAUUAGAAGGGGCCCUAUGGUGGAAAAGGCAGUUCAAACUGUGCGUGUAGACCCAACUCAGCAGAGGAGAGCUUUGACUGCAGCCCAGGACCAGCGCUGGGAGAGCAGGAUGCCCCAGACAACUAGACGAGGAAGCUCCCAGACCAGAAGGAGCGCUGGGCCCACCAGAACAAAGGCAGGCCCAGUUGUGUCCAGUGAUCAGAGUGCAACAGCUCAAAAACGGUUGGAUGGAAAUAAUGAAAAUUGUCCACCACCGCCAAGAAGACAAGGAGCUCGAAGGCGCCGGAACCGUAGUAGAGGCCAACUCAUAGUGGGGAAUGCUCCACCCAAAACCCUUAAGUUUGAGACAGACUUUGAUUUUGCUUCUUCAAAUGCACAAUUCAUUAAGGAGCAGCUGGAGCGGGAGAAGCAGGACAGGGUGAAUAUGAGAGAGGCAAAUCAUGAGGGAGAAGAAAAAGAGGAUGAAGAUUCACACUCUAAUGAAAAGAAUGCAGAGGAUGAUCAGUUGGGGCCAAAAUGCUACUAUGACAAAGCAAAGUCUUUCUAUGAUAACAUCUCCUCUGAUAAUAAGUCCAGACGAAGUUGGGCAGAGGAGCGUAAGCGCAAUGUGGAGACUUUUGGCGUCCCUGGCCGGUUUCUGAGGGGUCAAGGCUUCAGAGGUGGAUAUUAUGGACGGAGAGGACGGGGAGCUGCUCAGAGUUUACCCUCUAAUAGAGCCAGGGGUGGACAGUAAAGGCCUCGUUUUGGAAGUGGAUUGCAUUGUCCACUAAAAGGUCCCCCAUAUGUACUAUGAAUUAUCAGAAUGACUGUCAUAUUUGGUUUGUAAAGGGAUUUAAUUUUUUUGGUGAGUGUUGGCAAACUGUGAAGGAGGUGAUGGCUACUUUUCUGCCUUAUGGUUUUUCUUCUUUUUUCUUUUUUUUUUUUUGGGCCAUCUUAAUUUUUGAUUCUUAAAAUUUUCAUUUGAAUUAAUGUUUAAGAAUAAAUCUUUGUUGCUUGUUUUUUGCCCCUUGGGUUGCUGUUCAUGAUUUGUAGAUUAUCUCAAGACAUGUGUUUGUAAAUAACUGUAAAUAUCAACACGAUAUGAACUUAAGCUUUACAGACUUUAAACAGUUAACUCCCGUAUAUUGCUUUAUUUUUGUCACUUUGAAACAAUUAAGUGAAACUGUAUUAUAAUGUAAAUAAACGGGACACUGCUGAUGCA
Molecule: messenger RNA, 1718 nt
Organism: Myripristis murdjan (pinecone soldierfish)
Lineage: Eukaryota; Metazoa; Chordata; Actinopteri; Holocentriformes; Holocentridae
Gene: lsm14b
Product: LSM family member 14B
Exons: 9
Coding region: 81-1250 (389 amino acids)
Molecular function (GO): mRNA binding
Source: RefSeq, a predicted model, not a curated record